Messenger RNA from Manacus vitellinus (golden-collared manakin), 3134 nucleotides. RefSeq names its product KIT proto-oncogene, receptor tyrosine kinase (gene KIT). Lineage: Eukaryota; Metazoa; Chordata; Aves; Passeriformes; Pipridae. The transcript has 21 exons. Gene Ontology annotation, cellular component: signaling receptor complex. Bases 1 to 2871 code for a protein of 956 amino acids. Gene Ontology annotation, biological process: positive regulation of MAP kinase activity; Fc receptor signaling pathway; positive regulation of receptor signaling pathway via JAK-STAT. The record is from RefSeq and is a predicted model, not a curated record. Gene Ontology annotation, molecular function: ATP binding; cytokine binding; transmembrane receptor protein tyrosine kinase activity.
AUGCAAGUUCCAGAGUACUGGAGAGGCAUUGUUUUGUGCUUUUUUUUUUUCCCAGGUGGUUCACUGCCCCAUGAAGAGUCUUCAGUGGUUGUGAAUAAAGGGGAGGAAUUAAGGCUGAGGUGCAAUGAGGAGGGACCCGUGACUUGGAAUUUCCAGAACUCAGACCCAUCGGCAAAAGCAAGGAGUUCUAAUGAGAAAGAGUGGUACACCAAAAAUGCAACAGUCAGAGACAUAGGCAGAUACAUAUGCAGAAGCAAAGGGAGUAUUGUCACCUCUUUUUAUGUUUUUGUUAAAGAUCCAAAUGUGCUCUUCCUCGUUGAUUCUCUGAUCUACGGAAAAGAAGACAGUGACAUCCUGCUAGUGUGCCCGCUAACAGAUCCAAAUAUUACGGAUUUCACACUGAAAAAGUGUGACAGCAAACGUCUCCCAAAAAACAUGACAUUCAUUCCCAAUCCCCAGAAAGGCAUCAUUAUAAAGAACGUCCAGAGGUCAUUUAAAGGCUGCUACCAGUGCUUGGCCAAGCACAAUGGAGUUGAGAAGAUAUCAGAGAACAUUUACCUGAAUGUGAGACCAGUUCACAAAACUCUUCCUGUCAUCACCUUAUCAAAAAGCUAUGAGCUUCUCAAAGAAGGGGAAGAAUUUGAAGUUACAUGCAUAAUCACGGAUGUGGAUAGCAGCGUACAAGCUAGUUGGAUUUCUCACAAAAGUGGGAUUGUUACAAGCAAAAGCAGAAAUUUGGGUGAUUAUGGAUACGAAAGGAAAUUAACAUUGAACAUCCGUUCAGUGGGAGUUAAUGAUUCUGGAGAAUUCAUAUGCCAAGCAGAAAACCCUUUCGGAAAAACCAAUGCCACAGUAACCUUGAAAGCACUAGCUAAAGGAUUUGUCCGUUUGUUUGCAACAAUGAAUACCACAGUAGAUAUAAAUGCAGGACAAAAUGGAAACUUAACAGUUGAAUAUGACGCAUAUCCAAAACCGAAGGAAGAAGUCUGGAUGUUCAUGAAUGAAACAUUACAGAAUUCCUCAGACCAUAAUGUCAAGUUCAGGAGCGUGGGUAAUAACAGUUAUACAAGUGAACUUCACCUUACACGAUUAAAAGGAACAGAAGGAGGCAUUUACACAUUUUUUGUGUCCAAUUCUGAUGCCAGCUCCUCUGUAACAUUUAAUGUCUAUGUGAAAACAAAACCAGAAAUUCUCACUCUGGAUAUACUUGGCAAUGGUGUUCUUCAGUGCGUAGCAGCUGGAUUCCCAGCCCCUACCAUAUACUGGUAUUUUAGCCCAGGAACUGAGCAGAGGUGUUUUGAUUCACCGACAAUAUCUCCCAUGCUUAUCAAAAGUGGUUACACAAAUUCAUCAGUGCCAUCAUUUGAACGAAUCCGGGUUGAAAGCACAAUUAACACCAGCAUGUUCAGGAGCACCGGCACUGUGUGCUGCGAGGCCUCCAGCAAUGGGGACAGGAGCUCUGCUUUCUUCAACUUUGCUAUUAAAGAGAAAAUCCGUACCCAUACCCUUUUUACCCCUUUACUAACUGCAUUUGGAGUCGCUGCAGGACUGAUGUGUAUCAUAGUCAUGAUCCUGGUGUAUGUAUAUUUGCAGAAACCCAAGUACGAAGUUCAGUGGAAAGUUGUUGAGGAAAUAAAUGGAAACAACUAUGUUUACAUAGACCCAACACAACUUCCUUACGAUCACAAGUGGGAAUUUCCAAGAAACCGUUUGAGUUUUGGUAAAACCCUUGGUGCUGGAGCUUUUGGAAAAGUUGUUGAAGCCACUGCUUAUGGUUUAUUUAAAUCUGAUGCUGCUAUGACAGUAGCAGUAAAGAUGUUGAAAACAAGUGCCCAUUUAACAGAAAGAGAAGCCUUGAUGUCAGAGCUUAAAGUGCUGAGUUACCUUGGAAACCACAUUAAUAUUGUGAAUCUACUUGGAGCUUGCACUAUUGGAGGUCCCACUCUGGUCAUUACAGAAUAUUGCUGCUAUGGUGAUCUUUUAAAUUUUCUUAGACGGAAGCGAGAUUCAUUUAUUUGCCCAAAACAUGAAGAACAUGCAGAUACAGCAGUUUAUGAGAACCUUUUGCAUCAGGCAGAGCCUGCAGCUGAUGCUGCCAAUGAGUACAUGGACAUGAAACCAGGAGUGUCAUAUGCAGUCCCACCAAAGGCUGAUAAAAAACGACCUGUGAAGUCCGGAUCCUACGCUGAUCAGGAUGUUACCCUUUCUAUGCCGGAAGAUGAUGAACUUGCUCUAGAUGUUGAAGAUCUCCUAAGCUUUUCUUACCAGGUGGCAAAGGGCAUGAGCUUCCUUGCCUCCAAAAAUUGCAUUCAUAGGGAUCUGGCCGCAAGAAAUAUUCUUCUAACUCAUGGUCGAAUUACAAAAAUCUGUGAUUUUGGCCUGGCAAGAGAUAUAAGGAAUGACUCAAAUUAUGUGGUCAAAGGAAAUGCUCGUCUUCCUGUGAAGUGGAUGGCACCCGAAAGUAUUUUCAAUUGCGUCUACACCUUUGAGAGUGACGUGUGGUCUUAUGGGAUAUUGCUUUGGGAGCUCUUUUCUUUAGGAAGCAGCCCUUAUCCAGGGAUACCUGUGGACUCCAAGUUCUAUAAAAUGAUCAAGGAGGGAUACAGGAUGUUUAGCCCUGAGUGUGCACCGCCUGAAAUGUAUGAUAUAAUGAAGAGCUGCUGGGAUGCUGAUCCUUUACAAAGACCCACAUUUAAACAAAUUGUACAGAUGAUAGAGCAGCAGCUUUCAGAUAAUGCCCCCCGGGUUUAUGCCAACUUCUCAACCCCACCUUCCAGUCAAGGAAAUGCUCCAGAUCACUCAGUGAGGAUUAACUCAGUGGGUAGCAGUGCUUCAUCUACUCAGCCUCUCCUGGUACGUGAAGAAGUCUGAGUGGCUUCUCUAAAGAAGAGAAGCUCAGAGCUGUUUGUAUUGUGCAGGGGGUGAGAGAGGAAUGACUUCAAUAUUUUCUCUUACUUUUACUCACUACUACCACUGUGUAGCUGAAACAUUGUUGUAAUACUGUCCUUUACCAUGUACUGUUACACAUAAACCUAAUCUGCUGAGCACGGUUACAGGCAUCAUUACAGUGUUAACUGAAGCUGUAUAUAUUUUGCUGUGUUGUGUGUAUUUGCAGUAGAGAGCCAGAUGUGAAG